Messenger RNA from Gambusia affinis (western mosquitofish), 3570 nucleotides. RefSeq names its product growth hormone secretagogue receptor type 1-like. The transcript has 5 exons. The coding region runs from base 221 to 1954 and encodes 577 amino acids. Gene Ontology annotation, cellular component: plasma membrane. Gene Ontology annotation, molecular function: growth hormone secretagogue receptor activity. Gene Ontology annotation, biological process: G protein-coupled receptor signaling pathway; hormone-mediated signaling pathway. The record is from RefSeq and is a predicted model, not a curated record. NCBI's taxonomy places the organism in Eukaryota, Metazoa, Chordata, Actinopteri, Cyprinodontiformes, Poeciliidae.
CUUCUUUUGACAGUUGGUGGUUACCUUAGCAACCAGUAACUGACAGCUCGUCCCCUUCUUCUGUUCCCGUUUGUAACUGUGCUCUCCCUCCUCACGGCUGGUGGCCAUCGAGUGUCAUAGGAAAUCCAUCGCUGUGCGUCACCUCUGCUGCCCGUAUCCUGGGGGACAUACUGCUCCCCUCUGCCUCUUCCUGCCAGUUCAACCCUGCCUGCGCAUCAGCAUGGAUCUGGCAGACUUGGAAGACAUGAGCAGUGGCUGUGAAGGCAAAAACUGCAGCUUAGCAUCAAGGCUCCAGGAGGACUGCAGAACCCAGGACUGCUACUGGGAGGAACCCAUGUUUGGACUGAUUGAGUUAGUUUGCGUGACGAUGGUUUAUAUCCCACUGAUGUUAUUCGGUCUUCUUGGGAACAUCUUGACCAUACUUGUGGUGUGGCUUCGUCCGCACAUGAGGAGCUCGACUUAUCUGUACCUGAGCAGCAUGGCCGUCAGCGACCUGCUAAUUCUCCUUCUGCUCCCUCUGGAUCUGUACAAGCUCUGGAGACCCAGACCGUGGCCCCUGGGAGACCUUGCCUGCAAGCUGACUAUGUUCCUCUCAGAGUGCUGCACCUUCUGCACCAUCCUCCACAUCACCUUCCUCUCCCUGGAGCGGUACGUGGCGGUGUGCUGGCCGAUCACAGCCAAGACGGUCGUGACGCGCCGCAGAACCAGGGUCAUCAUCAGCUGCCUGUGGCUGGGCGCGGCUGUCAGCGCGUCGCCCGUCUUGAUUAUGGUCGGAGUGGAGGACGUCGGGGGAGAGGAGUUUGGGCUCAACCAGUGGAGGGAGGAUGUGGGCCGGCUGGGCGGAGAGGAAGAGCAGGGAGGGAUAAUGAUGAGCGGAGUGGAGAGAGGAGGCGCAGUCAUGGCUUUGCUGGAUCCACGGUUGGAGGAAAUAAAGUUGGGAGAGAAGGAGAAAGAAGGAUGGGGUGAAGACCUCACAGACUUUAUAUGGCUUGACGACAAAAACAGCGAAUCAAAAGAGGGAACUGAAUGGAAACCAGAGGACAUUAAAGACAAAACAGAAGAAGCCGAGGAGCCAAAUGAGGAGAAAAGGAAGGUGGAAUUUGAGAAAGAUCAGCAAAACAAAAAGAAAGAAGAUGAGGGGGGAGGAAGCGAGGAGAGAGCCGAUGCAAGCCGUGGCGGAGAGAUCGACAGAAAGGAGUGCCGCUGUACACACUACGCCAUCUCCUCAGGUCUCUUGUCCACCAUGAUGAUUCUCUCCAACUUGUACUUCCUGGUGCCCCUUUGCAUCCUCGGCCUGGUGUACACCCUCAUUGGACGGACACUGUGGCUCCGCCCAAAGAGCAGCAGAAGAGACCAGAGUCACCGAAGCACAGUGAAGAUGUUAGGAGUGAUCGUCUUGGCAUUUGUGCUCUGCUGGCUUCCCUUCCACGUCGGCCGGACCAUAUUAUCCCUUUCUCUCGGCUCCAGCGUUGAGAGACAGGACGCCUACACAAAUGCAACCGCCCACACUGACGCGAACACCGGCGCUCUGGAGACAAUUAGGACAAAACGACAGUUUCACAACGGUGCAACGUAUGAAGUGCCAAACAGGACAGCGGUUACUGGAAGCCCCCAAAAGGUCAAACAAAGUCCCGGCCCUCUCGCUACCACCAUGAAGGCGUACACCGCGAUGCCCCCCGACCUUUAUGCUGACGUUGCACUCAACGCUCUCUUAAACAACACACACUCUCAGCCUGACACUCACAUGUACUUUCUGUACUAUCUGUCUCAGUAUUUUAAUCUGGUGUCUUCUGUCCUCUUCUACCUCAGCGCCGCUGUCAAUCCGUUACUUUACAACCUGAUGUCUGCCAGGUACAGACUGGCUGUCCACAGCCUCAUACACAAACACCCUCACACACACCCUCACCGCCUGCGCGCGCUCACGGCUCGGCACUCCACCACCACCACUUUGUAAGCUACCAGCAGAGCUGCUGUUCAACGUUCUCUCCAGCUCACCCCAGAGAUUUAGGGCUUAGCGCUGGAACGGCCUGGACGAAGGUUACUUUUAUGUCUUGAGAACCAUUUUUGUGUUGAUUUGGCCGAAUGUUUUGAAUUAUUCUUAAAAAAAAAAAAAAAAAAAAAAAAAAAAAAAGGAAAUUAAGCAAAAGUGUACAUAAAAUUAGGAAUAAAAUUUUAUUUUUUAAUAUAAAUCUCAGGAUGUCAAACUUGAAAUUACAAACUGGUCAACUCAAACUGACACAGUAGGAGUGAAAAAAGAAGACAUAGGAAUUCUUUGAAGAAUCUUCAGUAAUAUGAGCUGCAGAAACAUUAUUUCCCUUAAGGAUCAACAAAGUAUUUUUGAAUUGAAUUUAAUUUCAUUGAAUGAACCACAUUAAGGAAUAUACUAAUCAAAAGCGUAAACAAAUUUGAGAAUAUAAAACAAGUCAUGAGGUUACAUGAUGAAUAAAAAAAAGAGCAAAACAAAACGUGGCUAAAAACACAAACAAUUCUCAUAACAAUGAUUCAUUCAAAUGAUCUUUUCUGAGUUUAUCUCUACUGUUUUUAAGAGAUAAAUUUUCGCACAAGAAGGAAACUUUUCAUGCAAUUUAUUGUCUGGUGACAAUAACCAGGAACUAAAUGGUUAUGUCUCUUAUUUAUACAGUGCAUAUAUUUAUCUAUGAUCUCUAAUUUCUUUGAAGAGAUUUCCAUACGCUUGUUUGUUGUUUGAUGCUUUGUGUUACAUCAUUUUUCAAUAAGUUCAGAUUAUAACCUGGUAGUUUUGCAGGACUGAGUGGACAGACUGUGGUUCUCAUUGGCAGCGUUCCUGUCCUGCAGGAUCUGGAAAAGAUUAAGCCAAGGUUAAGAGUAUAAGUAUUUAAAUCUCUUUAAAAUGCCAAGGUUGCUUCAAUAUGCAUAUUUAAGUAGACUGUGUGUAAAUGCAAAAACGUUUGAUUGCACAAGCACACUCGCACACACUCAGCUCACACAGACAAACGAGGCAGGGCUAUUUCAUUGAUUCAUGUAGUUUCAUUCAGGUCGAUGUGUUUUAUGUGACAUAAAUCACAUUAUGGACACUGAUGUGGCAGAUACGGCUACAAAUGGGUUUAUUUGAUGGCAGAGUUUCAUGUCUUGUGUAAAGGACAUUUCCUCCGAUGCUGGCCCGACUGUCAGCAGGUAACGAUUGAGGAUGGAUUUCCUGAAGUUCAGCAGGAUGCAGUGGCCUCGGGCCGAGGGACAAUUGAUUAGAUUGGAUCUGUAAUCCAGCCUAUUCAAGAUUUUUUUUUCUUUUCUAAGAACCGUGUUCUUAGAAAUAUGGUCUUGAGAUUUUGAUUGGAAAUGGACAUGAAACUCUCCUUUAUGACGAGCGUGUAAGACAUGGACAGUGAUGAAUGUUUCUCAUUGCUUUCUCUGGUCCUGGUGAAUUAACAGUUAAUGUACAACUGGUACGCCGCACACUUUGGCUCUAAAUCAAAGGUGGAUGCGGAAUGUUUUAUGUUCUGAUCAUUUGACAUGUUAAAAGAUUUAAUAUAAGCUGUAAGAUGUUUACAGAUUUUUUUGUAUUUAUGUUCACAUUUACCUAUUAAAGACUGC